Messenger RNA from Eremomyces bilateralis CBS 781.70, 609 nucleotides. RefSeq lists its product as uncharacterized. The record is from RefSeq and is a predicted model, not a curated record. The transcript has 2 exons. Lineage: Eukaryota; Fungi; Ascomycota; Dothideomycetes; Eremomycetales; Eremomycetaceae. Bases 1 to 609 code for a protein of 202 amino acids.
AUGAACACCUCCGCCGAUACCCUUCAACAAACCGCUGAACAGCCCCCUCAAACCUCAAACACAAUGCCCCCAACACUCGACGAGAAUGAGCGACUAUCAAUGCUCCCGACCCAACGCCUAAUGACCGGUUCCUUCGCCGCCGCGGCGUCUGGUUUUCUCCUAGGAACUUUCAAAGGCGGCCAGGAAGCCGGCUACGUCUUCCGGGCUGAGAACGCCCACCGCCUCCCCACGUCGCAGCGCGGUUGGUUUUUCUACCACAAGACCAAGAACUACCAAGCGGCGUACGGCGGCGUGCGGGAGGGGAUCAAGAUGGGGGUCAAGCUGGGGGGUUGGACCGCCGCAUUCUUGUUGGCCGAGCAGGCGGUCGACUCGUUGCGGCCGGAUGAGGGGAAGGAUGCGUUGAGUACUGUGGUGGCUGCGACGGGUACAACUGGUGCUUUUAGUCUUUGGAACCGGUUCCCGGCAGCCACUGCUGCCCGUACGGCGAGACUCGGAAUUGGCAUUGGUAUAUGCUAUGGAUUACUGCAAGAUGCACUCGGCUUAGUACGUGGGCGUAAGAUUGGUUAUAUCGAGGACAUCCGGACUUUGAGGGAGUCGUCAAAGUGGUAG